AUUGUGCAUUCUCCCGUAUUCAUAUCUAGAGGCCCAGUAAAUGUUGGAGAGUUGGUGAUGGCAUCCUCCAAGAAACUUGUAUUGACCAAUGACAGUAAAAAGAAUGAAGUUCUUCUAAAAGACCGUGUCAAGGAGUUAGAAGAGGAAAUAGUGGGUUUGAAGAAAAGGUUGGAGGAUCUAAGGAAAGCUAAAAAUACCACAGUCCUUAAACGUGAGAGGGAAAUCCUGGAAGUGGGCACUCCGUUUGGAAAAAGGGACAGUAAACCUACAAUUACCGCCCCUCCCCCUCCACCAGUGGCCGCCAGCAAAGUUCCCGCAGAAUUUCAGAAGAAGUUAGAUGAUCUGAAGGCUCAGCUUGCAGCCGCGGAAAAAAAUCAUGACACCCAGAUAAAAGAAGCGGAGGCCAAACUCUCAAAUGUACAGGGAACCAGUUCUAAGGAAAUGGACGAUUUACGCAAACAAUUUGCUAAAGAUAUGGAGGCUGUCAAAAAAGCAAUGGAACAGGAAUUGGAGUGUGGUCAUCAACCAAUCAUUGAAGCCUUACAACAUCAGCUACUGGAACUCCAGGCAGACAACACAGCUUUGUUGAUGGAGAAUAGUGAUCUCAAAGAUAGAGUUAACUCCCUUGUUACGGAGCUCAGCAUCAAAGAGGCCUCGUGGUGUGAGGCGGAGGAAAAACUCAAAAUCGAGUUAAACAAACAGUGGGGCGAAAAGUACAAAGAGUGGAUGGAGAAGACAGAGAACAAAAUCCGCGAACUUCAGGAGGCCAACACCAUGUUGAGGACUUACUUCAACAGCCAGAAACCAAAAGGACCAGACCCCACAGGCCAGGACAAGUGAGGGACUGGGUCAGGGGUCAUUGCCAUGUCGACCUCCUAGUCAGCUAAUCAUGAUUUAGUUUUAAUUAACAAUAUUACUCUGCAGUUAGUGGUGCUAGAUGGUCUAUAGGAUCCAAUCUUCAUGUAUUGUGUACUUAACAUUGUGAUGGAGAAACUGUUCACCUAAAUCUUUAAAUUACAAUGUAUCAUCUAUUACAUUAUGCUUUUAAAGGUUUUCUGCUUGACAGAAAAAUGCAGCAAACAUAUCUGAAGAUUUUUGAGAAAGAAAGUUAACACCAGGGUAUUCUGUGUAUCUCAACACUCUUCAUUACAGCCCUUACAGAGAAAAUAUAUAGAUAUUAAGUAUCUUUUUAGUUCUGAGCUGUCAGAAUAGAUAAGUUGUGGUAAUCUCUGAAGAUCUUAUUGUUUAUGGUUCAUCUUCAUCUUAGACACACAGAUUUGUAAUUGUGAUAAUAUCAGAUUU
Messenger RNA from Saccostrea echinata, 1302 nucleotides. RefSeq names its product desmoplakin-B-like. NCBI's taxonomy places the organism in Eukaryota, Metazoa, Mollusca, Bivalvia, Ostreida, Ostreidae. The transcript has 6 exons. The record is from RefSeq and is a predicted model, not a curated record. The coding region runs from base 58 to 840 and encodes 260 amino acids.